Molecule: messenger RNA, 5704 nt
Organism: Sinocyclocheilus rhinocerous
Lineage: Eukaryota; Metazoa; Chordata; Actinopteri; Cypriniformes; Cyprinidae
Product: chromodomain-helicase-DNA-binding protein 4-like
Exons: 37
Coding region: 1-5466 (1821 amino acids)
Biological process (GO): chromatin remodeling
Cellular component (GO): chromatin; nucleus; NuRD complex
Molecular function (GO): DNA binding; ATP binding; ATP-dependent chromatin remodeler activity
Source: RefSeq, a predicted model, not a curated record
AUGAACCUGCAAACCUGUAGUAGCCAGGAUAUCGGCAUCAGUUCUCCGGAGCCAGUGGAAGGCCCUGAUCCGGACGAUGGUGAAGACCGUUCAGAAAGCGAGGGUAGCGACUACACACCUGGCAGGAAAAAGAAGAAAAGAGCCUGCACCACAAAGGACAAAAAAAGAAGCAGCUCUGGUGCCGACAGAAACUCAGCCGCUUCAAAACGGAGAGAACCUGAGGAAGAGGAAGACGAGGAUGAUGACGAUGCUGAGCCAAAAAGUUCCUCUCAACUUUUGGAUACCUGGGGUAUGGAGGACAUCGAUCAUGUCUUCACUGAGGAAGACUAUAGGACUCUGACCAACUACAAAGCCUUCAGCCAGUUCGUCAGGCCUCUGAUCGCUGCCAAGAACCCCAAAAUCGCUGUUUCCAAAAUGAUGAUGGUUCUGGGAGCGAAGUGGAGGGAGUUCAGCACUAACAACCCUCUGCGGGGCUCGGCUGCUGCCACCACAGCCCUGGCGGCCGCUAGUGCCGCUGUAACUGUUGAAACAGCAGCAGAAACUUCAGCCACUGCAACCGGAGCCCAAAUCAGUGCCGAGUCCACACCAGCAGCUCCCGUACGCAAGGCCAAGACAAAAGAGGGCAAGGGUCCCAAUGCACGCAAGAAGUCCAAACCCGCUCCCAAACCUCAAGAGAAGAAGGUGAAGACCAAAAAGGUUGCUCCUCUGAAGAUCAAACUCGGAGGCUUCAAUAGCAAAAGGAAACGCUCAUCUAGUGAAGAGGACGAUGUUGACGUGGACAGUGACUUUGAUGAUGGCAGUAUGAACAGUGUGUCCGUUUCGAAUGGAUCAAAUAACCGCAGUAGUCGCAGCAGCACUAAAAAGAAGCCCAAAAAGAAGACGAAAAAAGGUGAUGAUGAUGGUGAUGGAUAUGAGACUGAUCAUCAGGAUUACUGUGAGGUCUGUCAGCAGGGAGGAGAGAUCAUUCUCUGUGACACCUGUCCACGAGCUUAUCACAUGGUCUGCUUGGACCCUGAUAUGGAGAAAGCACCGGAGGGCACCUGGAGCUGCCCACACUGUGAGAAGAUGGGCAUCCAGUGGGAGGCUCGUGAGGACGCAUCAGACGGCGAGGAGGAUAACGAGGCGGGAGGAGAGGCGGAGGAGGACGACCAUCACAUGGAGUUCUGCAGGGUGUGUAAGGACGGCGGAGAGCUGCUGUGCUGUGACUCCUGUCCCUCAUCAUACCACAUCCACUGCCUUAACCCACCGCUGCCUGAGAUUCCCAACGGAGAAUGGAUCUGCCCUCGCUGCACUUGUCCUACUAUGAAAGGUAAGGUGCAGAAGAUUCUGACCUGGCGCUGGAGUGAACCACCUCCCCCGACCCUUGUGCCGCGGCCCAGUGACCUCCCAGCUGAUGCGUCCAACCCCAAACCAUUGGCUGGUCGCCCUGAGAGGGAGUUCUUCGUUAAAUGGCAUAAUAUGUCCUACUGGCACUGCUCCUGGGUUUCUGAGCUGCAGCUGGAGAUGCACUGUCAGGUGAUGUUCAGAAACUACCAGCGCAAGAACGACAUGGACGAACCCACACCCAUAGACUUCGGCGGCGAUGGAGAGGAGGAGAAGAGCGACAAGAGGAAGAAGAAAGACCCCACCUAUGCUAAGAUGGAGGAGAAGUACUACCGCUUUGGCAUCAAGAUGGAGUGGAUGAUGAUUCACCGUAUCCUGAACCAUAGUGUGGAUAAGAAGAAUAACUGUCACUACCUCAUCAAGUGGAGGGAUUUGACAUAUGAUCAAGCCACCUGGGAGGCAGAGGAUAUGGAUAUACCAGAGUUUGACACCUACAAACUGCAGUACUGGAACCACAGGGAGUUGAUGAUGGGUGAUGAAGGUAAACCAGGAAAGAAGAUGAAGAUCAGAGGAAAGAUGCGGAAACUGGACCGCCCUCCAGAGAACCCUGUGGUGGAUCCUACUAUUAAAUUUGAUCGUCAGCCAGAGUAUCUGGACACUACGGGCGGGACGCUGCAUCCGUACCAGCUGGAGGGGCUCAACUGGCUCCGCUUCUCCUGGGCUCAGGGAACCGACACCAUCCUGGCAGACGAGAUGGGUCUGGGAAAGACCGUGCAGACUGCUGUUUUCCUCUAUUCGCUGUAUAAAGAGGGUCAUUCCAAGGGUCCGUUCCUGGUGAGCGCCCCCCUGUCCACCAUCAUUAACUGGGAGCGAGAGUUUGAAAUGUGGGCCCCGGAUAUGUACGUCGUCACAUACGUCGGAGACAAAGACAGCAGGGCUGUCAUCAGAGAAAACGAGUUCUCCUUUGAGAACAACGCCAUCCGCGGUGGCAAGAAACCCUCUAAGAUGAAGACUGGAACUCCUCUACAGAACAACUUAGAAGAGCUUUUCCAUCUGCUUAACUUCCUCACACCAGAGAGAUUCAGUAAUCUUGAGGUUUUCUUAGAGGAGUUUGCCGACAUUGCCAAGGAGGACCAGAUCAAAAAGCUUCACGACAUGCUGGGACCACACAUGCUCAGGAGACUCAAAGCUGACGUGUUCAAGCACAUGCCUUCCAAAACAGAGCUCAUCGUCCGAGUCGAGCUCAGCCCCAUGCAAAAGAAAUAUUACAAGUUCAUCCUGACCCGCAAUUUUGAGGCUCUGAACACUCGUAGUGGAGGAAACCAGGUUUCUCUGCUGAAUGUCGUUAUGGACCUCAAGAAGUGCUGUAAUCAUCCCUAUCUCUUCCCUGUUGCUGCUAUGGAAGCUGCCAAGAUACCCAAUGGGAUGUACGAAGGCAGCGCCUUGACUAAAUCUUCUGGCAAACUGCUGCUACUGCACAAGAUGCUGCGGAAACUCAAGGAGGGCGGACACAGAGUGCUCAUCUUCUCUCAAAUGACCAAAAUGUUGGACCUGCUAGAAGACUUCCUGGAGAACGAGGGCUACAAAUAUGAGCGCAUUGAUGGAAGUAUCACAGGAGGCAUGAGACAGGAAGCCAUUGACCGCUUUAAUGCUCCUGGUGCUCCCCAGUUUGCUUUCCUGCUGUCGACCAGAGCCGGUGGUCUGGGUAUCAAUCUGGCAACCGCAGACACCGUCAUCAUCUAUGACUCUGACUGGAACCCUCACAAUGACAUUCAGGCCUUUAGCAGAGCUCACAGGAUUGGACAAAACAAGAAAGUUAUGAUCUACCGUUUUGUGACCAAAGCCUCUGUAGAAGAGAGAAUUACUCAGGUGGCCAAGAAGAAGAUGAUGUUGACUCACUUGGUUGUGCGUCCUGGAUUGGGCUCAAAGACCGGUUCGAUGUCCAAACAGGAGCUUGAUGACAUUCUCAAAUUUGGUACAGAGGAGCUCUUCAAAGACGAGGCAGAAGGAGAGAAUAAAGAAGAGGACAGCAGCGUGAUUCACUAUGAUGACAAAGCAAUCGACCGGCUGCUGGAUCGUAACCAGGACGCCACAGAUGACACCGAGAUCCAGAGCAUGAACGAGUAUCUCAGCUCCUUCAAAGUGGCUCAGUAUGUGGUCAAGGACGAGGAGGAAGCGGAAGAGGAAGUUCAGAGGGAGAUCAUCAAGCAGGAGGAAAGUGUGGAUCCAGAUUACUGGGAGAAACUGCUCCGACACCAUUACGAGCAGCAGCAGGAGGAUUUGGCUCGUAAUCUGGGCAAGGGCAAGCGAAUCCGCAAACAGGUCAACUACAACGAUGGCUCUCAGGAGGACAGAGACUGGCAGGAUGAUCAGUCUGAUGGCCAAUCAGAUUACUCUGUUGCUUCAGAGGAAGGAGAUGAGGACUUUGACGAACGAACAGAAGCCAAUUCACGGCGACCCAACAGAAAAGGCCUCCGAAAUGACAAAGACAAACCCCUGCCCCCCCUGCUGGCCAGAGUGAGCGGCAACAUUGAGGUGUUGGGUUUUAAUGCUCGUCAGAGGAAGGCCUUCCUGAACGCAGUGAUGCGUUAUGGGAUGCCACCUCAGGACGCCUUCACAACCCAGUGGCUAGUCAGAGACUUGCGUGGCAAAUCAGAGAGGGAGUUCAAGGCUUACGUCUCGCUCUUUAUGCGGCACUUGUGUGAGCCUGGUGCAGAUGGUGCUGAAAGCUUUGCCGAUGGCGUUCCCCGGGAGGGACUGUCCCGGCAACACGUUCUUACUCGUAUUGGUGUGAUGUCAUUGAUCAGAAAGAAGGUACAAGAGUUCGAGCAUGUGAACGGUCAGUGGUCAAUGCCCUGGAUGAUGGAGCUGAACGAGAAUAAAAUAGCGUCCACCGCCAGCAGUCAGCCUGAUUCACCCAGCAAAACGCCCUCUACUUGCACUCCAGCGGACACUCAGCCCAACACACCUGCUCCAGAUGGUGUUUCCAAAGCAGAAGAUAGUGGAAAAGAUGGCGAUAAAGAAAAGGUGAAAAAUGGAGACGGUGAGAAGGACGCAAGUGAGAAUAAAGACAAUGAAGUCAUUGCUAUUCCUGAUGAAGAUGAAAAAGCUUCUUCUGCUUCUGAAGACAAAAGCAAAGACAAAGAGGAGAAGGACAAAACGCCUGAAUCCUCUUCAGAGGCAGACAAGGCCGAUGGGAAGCAAGAUGAGAAAGAGGAAGAGACAGGGAAGUCUGGAGACUCUGAUGAGAAGACCAACGACAGCAAGCCCAAAGUGUCUGAGGCUGAGAAGGAAACUUCAGACGCCAAAGGAGAAAAGAAGGACGAUGAACCUGAAAAGAUGGACACUACCCCUGUUACAGAUGAGAAGAAAGGUCAGAAGGACGAGAAGGAAUCUGUUAAGACGGAGGAAGCAGGAAAACUGCAGAAUGGAGAGAGUGCCAAAGACAGCGCAGCAGGAGCAGCAACUGAAGAGAGGAAGAAAGCCAAAACACGGUUCAUGUUCAACAUCGCAGAUGGAGGAUUUACCGAAUUACACUCCCUGUGGCAGAAUGAGGAACGAGCCGCUACAGUCACCAAGAAGACCAAUGAGAUCUGGCAUCGUCGCCACGACUACUGGCUACUCGCUGGCAUCAUACAACACGGUUACGCUCGCUGGCAAGAUAUUCAGAAUGACAUCAGAUUCGCCAUUCUUAACGAACCCUUCAAGGGAGAGAUCAACAGAGGAAACUUCCUGGAGAUCAAGAACAAGUUUCUGGCCAGGAGAUUCAAGCUGCUUGAGCAGGCUCUGGUGAUUGAAGAACAGCUGCGCAGAGCUGCGUAUCUGAACAUGACUGAAGACCCUUCUCACCCCUCCAUGGCUCUCAACACACGCUUCAGUGAAGUGGAGUGUCUGGCCGAGUCCCACCAGCACCUGAGCAAGGAAUCCAUGUCCGGAAACAAACCUGCCAAUGCCGUCCUACAUAAAGUACUGAAACAGCUAGAAGAGUUGCUCAGUGACAUGAAAGCAGAUGUCACUCGUCUCCCGGCGACCAUCGCCAGGAUACCUCCUGUCGCCGUGAGGCUGCAGAUGUCUGAAAGAAACAUUCUCAGCCGUUUGGCCAGCAGAGGACCAGACACACAGUCUCAGCAGGUCCAGCAGUAGCCUGCAGCAGACGCCAGUCCACAGAGCGCCGCACACCAUGUCUACAUUCCUGAUUGCACAUGAUAUCUCGUCUUAACUUGAAUCCACACCCUCAUACUGUCCGCUCAAACCUGGGGGCUGUGGAUAUUUGAGCUGUUGUUUUUAUUAUUUUCCUAAUAUUGUUUACAUAAUAUUGUUGAUGAUGGUUUUUGGGACCUCAAUAAAAAUGUUAAAUAAAAAAAGGUUUCUGUUCCUUUUA